UUCAAAGUACUAUAAAUAUGGUGCUUCUUCUUCUAUGCCCAAUCACAAGUUCCUAAGUUAUCUUAAUCCUAUCAGCUCUUAGAUCAGUGCUACUCUUCGAUCCCUUUCUCCCCACUUUCAAUGGCAAGAAUGUCAGAACCUCUCAUUGUUGGGAGAGUGAUAGGAGAUGUGCUUGAUUCUUUCACGCCAAGCAUAAAAAUGACUAUCACUUACAACACCAAGCAAGUCUGCAACGGGCAUGAGCUCUAUCCUUCAACAGUAACCACCAAACCUAGGGUUGAGAUUCAAGGAGGCGACAUGAGAUCUUUUUUCACACUGGUCAUGACAGACCCAGAUGUUCCCGGCCCUAGUGAUCCUUAUCUAAGGGAGCACCUGCACUGGGUUGUCACAGACAUUCCAGGCACAACAGAUGCCACAUUUGGAAGGGAGGUGGUGAGCUAUGAGAUUCCAAGGCCUAACAUAGGGAUCCACAGGUAUGUGUUUGUUCUGUUCAAGCAGAAACGCAGGCAAUCAGUAAACCCACCUUCUUCAAGUGAUCACUUCAGCACCCGAAGUUUCGCAGCGGAAAAUGAUCUCGACCUCCCAGUUGCUGCUGUUUACUUCAAUGCACAGAGAGAAACAGCCGCAAGAAGACGCUAAUUAGUUAAGUGAAAGCCCAAAAACUCCAUGUCAGUGAAUAAAGUACUGGAGUUCUCUCUCUAUAGCAAGGCUUUGUUUAAGUACCAUAAGAUCUUCAUUUUAAACCCAUUCGGCAUUUUGUGAUCGAAAGAUCAAUCGCUCUCUGUUUGUGACGCUCAUGUUAUGAUUUGGUUUCCAAUUAAAAGCUUAAAAA
Messenger RNA from Juglans regia (Persian walnut), 832 nucleotides. Its product is annotated as protein TERMINAL FLOWER 1-like. NCBI's taxonomy places the organism in Eukaryota, Viridiplantae, Streptophyta, Magnoliopsida, Fagales, Juglandaceae. Gene Ontology annotation, cellular component: nucleus; cytoplasm. The record is from RefSeq and is a predicted model, not a curated record. Gene Ontology annotation, biological process: negative regulation of flower development; vegetative to reproductive phase transition of meristem. The transcript is spliced from 4 exons. Bases 121 to 639 code for a protein of 172 amino acids.